GGCUUUUUUGCCAAAAUAAAGUUGAGAUUCGCAAACCAGCUUCAUGAUGAAAAGCUAGUUCUGUGUAGGUUAGAAUUAUUAUUAUUAACUGCGUUAUCUGAGAACACAUAGAAACCGGAUGCAUUUAUUCAAAUUAUUUUGGCAUAUGAGAAAUACAUUUAGAAAUAAUUUUUGUAUAUAAAUUGAAUUUUUGAUAAGAUUAUUUGUCAGUUUUCUCAGAGUCCUCGAGUAACAAACAAUCAAAAUCAACAUGUUCAAAUUCGCCGUUCUUGUUGCCAUCUUUGGCUUGGCUGCUGCUGUCUCAGACGAUUUCGCCGCUGAAACUAAGGCUUAUGAGAAUGUGAUCUCACCUGCCGGUGAAGCUUUCCACUACGCUUACCAGACCUCAAACGGCAUCGAAGUUAACUCAGCUGGUGACGCCAAUGUUAUCUCUGGAUCAUACAAAUACAUCUCACCCGAAGGUGAAACCGAAACUUUGAGCUGGACCGCUGAUGAUCAAGGUUUCCACCCAUCCGGAGCUCUCUUGCCAACUCCACCACCAAUUCCAGCUUACAUCAUCCGUGCCGUCGAAUGGAACUUGGCUCACCCACAAGCCCAAGAAUCUUCCGGACGCAAAUUGUAAGGUGUCAAUUGAUUUAGUUGUUAUAGUGAUAAUAAAA
Messenger RNA from Episyrphus balteatus (marmalade hoverfly), 659 nucleotides. RefSeq names its product pupal cuticle protein Edg-78E-like. The record is from RefSeq and is a predicted model, not a curated record. Gene Ontology annotation, cellular component: chitin-based extracellular matrix. Gene Ontology annotation, molecular function: structural constituent of chitin-based larval cuticle. Bases 251 to 622 code for a protein of 123 amino acids. NCBI's taxonomy places the organism in Eukaryota, Metazoa, Arthropoda, Insecta, Diptera, Syrphidae. The transcript has 2 exons.